GUGACGUCACGCAUGAAUCAGCUGUGACAACACAUAUGCGAUUGUCAAGUUCGCAUAAAUACACGUAUACGUACGUGCAUUUCCACUCAUACCAAUUACACUUGCGAAUGCUACAGCUGUACACCCAGUGAUUUUCCACUUCGUUUGCGGGAAUAAAAACCAUCAAUUUGACGGUAUAUUUACCAAAUUGUCUCGUCAUCUGUUCGGUUAUCAUACUUCAUUUGUGUCUUCAGCUCAAAAUACACCAUGCCUCUUGCAGUGUUUGUGACGAAUGUGGAUGUCAGCUCGACGAUGGAGGAGAUUGCGACAGGACUUUCCCACAUACUAGCAGACAGAUUGCAUAGGGAAGAGGAGAAGAUAACCGUUCACAUCCACCCGAAUCAGUUCAUGCUCCGGGGAGGGUCGACCGACCCGGCCGGGUAUGUCUCGCUGUGUACGUCCCGUGGAUUCGGGGACGUAGAUCAUCGAAGAGAAACAUCUCAAAAGAUCUUGGACUUCAUCAAGGAGCACCUUAAACUUAAAAAUUCCUCCAGGUUCAUGGUAUACAUGCACACGAUGUCAGCCGAUGAUAUCGGUAUCGAUGGCGGUCUAGUAUCAGAUCGGUUUGGUUGCAUGGGGCAAGGAGGACCGUUCGAUGUCAGAUGGCACAAAUUGACCAAAUAAAUAUCGACCUUUACGCCUCUUCUCGAACUAAAGUCUUGAGUUUAUAUCUUUGUUUUCUCAAUAAAUAUGUAUAAUAAUUGUUCUCAUUUCCAAUUUCUCUCUAUCUGUAUAAAAACUUUUUCUACUCUUAAUUAUGUAUAUUGAUAAAAAGUAUAUUAAAUCAGAUCAUGAUGUAAAAAUAUAUCUUAUCAUUACUGUGGAGCGAGUUUGUAAACGUGCUUUGGCUACAGAGAUUUGAUUAUGAAUACAGAAUGUCUUGUUCUAUAUUUUUUUUAAAGAAAUCAUAUAUUUGUUUGAAAUAUUAAUCUCCAUCGGCUGCUUUUACAUGAUUGUUAUGAGACUUACCACAGUCUAUUGUUUUCCAUGUCAUUUGAAAUAUGAGUUAAUCAGAGAAACUUAAAAAUCAGCGUCUUAUUUAUCUUUGUAAAAAAUGAAAAAGCAUGUAACGGAGUUUAAAAGAAGGCUUACGUGUAAUCACUUAUAAUUAUUUUCGUAAUGACCUCGUUUUAUUUUAAAUGUGUUUUUAGUGACCAUAUUAUUUUGGUUUCAUUUUAGAAUUGCUUGUUAACAAAAAAAAGGAGAAUGACUGAUCAUUUUUUUUAUCAGGGGAACAAAAGAAAAAAGUACAAACUUGAGGCUAUUAUGAUUAUCGUUAUGUAUAAAAUUGUGGAUUCCGAUCUGGCGUCAAACAAACACUUCAUUUUGAUUAUAUUUUCUGAGCAAAUUAUAAAAAAAACAUAUAUCGUUAAUAAUAAAAGAUAAUAUAAUGUAUACACUAAUUAACCAUGUUAAUGUUGAUGGAGUUCCAAUGCAAUGUUCAAUUUGAUGCCUUCUGUUAUGUUCUGUUUCUUAUUCUCGUUAAUGUUAUUUAUUUGUGUGGCAUUGUCUGUUCUUUAUGAACGUGUUGUUGGGGAUGGCUCCUAAGACACAAGAAUGUUUGAUUUUUUUUUCUUCGUUCUACAUUCUUCAUUGUUUUUCUUCAUUUAUUAUUAAAAAUUGAAUUUUAUACAAGAAAUAAACAGGAAAUAGAAUCGUAAUUAACAGCUACGGCAAUGAUAGAAUCAUUGAUUUUUCAAAUUGACUGAGAGUGGUUUUUUGCUAAUUAACAUUUGUUCCAAAAACACUGUCGUAUGUUUUGAGGCAAUUUGCGGAGACCUAGCCUUUAGAACAUAUUCAUUUCUUAUUUGAUGGCCUUGCUAUUGUUACUUUUGUUAUUGGCCUUGUUUUUAAAAAAGACUUAUGGACCAUAGGUCCACGUAUAAACCUAUAUAGUCGGGACCGCGACCGGCCCAUACUUGCCGACGACCAAGUUGACUAAUGUAUGUAUUGAUAUGAGUGGUUGUAUUGUUUUAUUAUUUAUUUUCCUUUUUCAGUCCAUCUGAAGACAUAUCAUCACGAUUUUAAAUAAAUCUCAUUUCGUAUGAUGUAUUUCUUUUACUUAUUAACGUUUUAUGUGCAUUUCUUGUCCUUUAUUGUGCAAAUAUUUCCAUUAAAUGUAUUUUUAAAACAUUCGAA
Molecule: messenger RNA, 2178 nt
Organism: Lytechinus pictus (painted urchin)
Lineage: Eukaryota; Metazoa; Echinodermata; Echinoidea; Temnopleuroida; Toxopneustidae
Product: macrophage migration inhibitory factor-like
Exons: 3
Coding region: 247-663 (138 amino acids)
Molecular function (GO): phenylpyruvate tautomerase activity; cytokine activity
Source: RefSeq, a predicted model, not a curated record